Messenger RNA from Hypanus sabinus (Atlantic stingray), 3064 nucleotides. Its product is annotated as zinc finger protein 229-like. Gene Ontology annotation, molecular function: DNA-binding transcription factor activity, RNA polymerase II-specific; RNA polymerase II cis-regulatory region sequence-specific DNA binding. The record is from RefSeq and is a predicted model, not a curated record. Bases 428 to 1885 code for a protein of 485 amino acids. NCBI's taxonomy places the organism in Eukaryota, Metazoa, Chordata, Chondrichthyes, Myliobatiformes, Dasyatidae. The transcript has 2 exons. Gene Ontology annotation, biological process: regulation of transcription by RNA polymerase II.
CUUGAAAAUGUCGGAUGGAGGUUAAAAAUUGCAAGGAAUUUGAGUAUGGGAAUCUCGAACACAACACAGCAGUUUUGCUGUCUCUGUCCAGAUAUUUAAGAAGUGGAGCUGGGGUUUCAGUCAAUCAUCCUUCCUGCUUAGACUGUCAGGAGGGAUUCACUCGAUCAUCUGACCAACUGCCAUGCCCGUUAGUUUACAUGGAGGGGAGCCCAUUCAUCUUCUCAGACAGUGGGAAUGAAUUCACUCGGUCAUCUCAACUGAAGGUACAUCAGCGAGUUCACACUGGUCAAGGCCAUUCACCUGUCCUGUGAGUGAGAAGGGAUUCAGUUGGUCUUCCCACAUGUGGACACACCAGUCAGUUCACACUGGGCAGAGGCUGGUCAACUGCUGAAUUUGUGGGGAAGGAUUCACUCGGUCAUCUGACCUAAUGGCUCACCAGCGAGUUCACACUCGGGAGCGGCUGUUCACCUGCUCGGACUGUGGGAAACGAUUCACUCAGUCAUCUCAGUUACUGAGACUCCAGUCAGUUCACACCGGAGUGUGGCUGUUCACCUGCUCAGACUGUGGGAAGCGAUUCACUGAAUUAUCUCGACUGAAGAUACAUCAGCGAGUUCACUCCGGAGAGAGGCCAUUCAACUGCUCAGACUGUGGGAAGGGAUUCGCUCAGUCAUCUCAACUGAAGGUACACCAAAGAAUUCACACUGAGGAGAAGCCGUUCACCUGCUCGGACUGUGGCAAGGCAUUCACUUCAUCAGCUCACUUACUGAGACACCAGUCAGUUCAUACUGGGGAGAGGCCAUUCACCUGCUCAGACUGUGGGAAAGGAUUCACUUCGUCAUAUAAGUUACUGAAACACCAGUCAGUUCACACCGGAGAGUGGCCGUUCACCUGCUCAGACUGCGGGAAGGGAUUCUCCGAAUUACCUCAACUUAAGGUACAUCAGCGAGUUUACACUGGGGAGAGGCCAUUCACCUGCUCAGACUGUGGGAAGCGAUUCGCUUCGUCAUCCCAUCUGAAGAUACAUCAGCGAGUUCACACUGGAGGGAGGCCAUUCACCUGCUCAGACUGUGGGAAGGGAUUUGCUUCGUCAUCCCAUCUGAAGAUACAUCAGCGAGUUCACACUGGAGAGAGACCGUUCACCUGCUCAGUCUGUGGGAAGGGAUUCACUCAGACAUCUCAACUGAAGGCACACCAGGGAGUUCACACCGGAGAGUGGGCAAUCACCUGCUCGGACUGUGGGAAGGGAUUCACUUGCUCAUCCCAUCUGAAGGUACAUCAGCGAGUUCACACUGGAGAGAAGCCGUUCACCUGCUCAGACUGUGGGAAAGGAUUCGGUCAGUCAUCUCAACUGAAGGCACACCAGGGAGUUCACACCGGAGAGUGGCCAAUCACCUGCUCAGACUGUGGGAAGGGAUUCACUUCGUCAUCCCAUCUGAAGAUACAUCAGCGAGUUCACACUGGAGAGAAGCCGUUCACCUGCUCAGACUGUGGGAAAGGAUUCACUCAGUUAUCUCAACUGAAGGCACACCAGGGAGUUCACACUGGAGAGUGGCCAAUCACCUGCUCGGACUGUGGGAAGGGAUUCGCUUCGUCAUCCCAUCUGAAGAUACAUCAGCGAGUUCACACUGGUGAGAGGCCGUUCACCUGCUCAGACUGUGGGAAGGGAUUCAUUUUGUCAUCCCAUCUGAAGAUACAUCAGCGAGUUCACACUGGUGAGAGGCCAUUCACCUGCUCAGACUGUGGGAAGAGUUUCACUUCAUCAUCCCAUCUGAAGAUACAUCAGCGAGUUCACACUGGUGAGGGGCCGUUCACCUGCUCAGACUGUGGGAAAGGAUUCACUCAGUCAUCCAUCCUAAAGGCACACCAGCGACUUCACACUGGGUAGAGACCGAUCUGCUCAGACUUUGGGAAAAGAUUCUCUCAGCCAAAUCAACCAGUGUGCAUCACUGAGUUCACACUGGGGAGAGGCCAUUCACCGGCUGUGAAUGUAGGAAGCGAUUCACUCAGUCAUCUAAUCUUAUGUAGCUCUCAGUUCUGCUGGCAGCUUAACAGAGGGGGUUAUAGCCUGCCCACCCCAGUCUGGCCAAACUGAAUAAUCUCGUUUGGGUGGAUACUGAGUGAUGUGUCCCCUUUCUGUGAACUGUCUCUUUAAAAUGCAAAGAGAACCGAGACUGACUUUGGACACGCUGUUGGAUUUCUGCAGAAGUGCUGGGUUGCUAUGGUGACCAGCUAAUGUUUAUGUUCUGUGUGGUUAAGCAAGGUCAGAAUGAUCCUUUACCGACACAGAACAAGCAAGCGACUUCUUACAGAGAGAGGGGGCGGAGCUACAUGAUGGACAGCUGGUGUUCAGCACAAUGGUAUUUAAACACACGUAACUGUUUUACUCGCAGGACACGCGGACGCACGAAGGCUAGUGGUGAAAGUUUCUGCUAGGUGGUGUUUCUGGUACCCACAAGGGUGGGAUCUGAGGAUCGAUAAAGAAGAAUCGAUCUGUGCCUGUUAGUGCGUGUAAGAGCGACCCUGUGGGAUCUACCGGUGAGUCUAACCCUUGCUUGGGUUGGUAGACUUUCUCUUGAAGAAGGUGCUCUUGAGUUGGUCACGUCUGGCUAACUUGAUGGGCAUUGGAAAAGGUCGACAACACCUGUUUACUUGGAUUACAUCUCCCUCACCCUCGCCCUCUCCUUCCCUCCCUCCCUCCCCCUCCAAUCUUGUGAACUAAAUUGAAUCUACCACAUCAUCGUAAGACUGGCGGUGCAGACUCGAGGGGCCGAAUGGUCUACUUCUGCACCUAUUUCCUAUUGUCUAUUGACUAUAUCGUUUACCACCUAGGUUUUGGAUUUUAUAUACAGGUGGCUCCCGUUUUUCGGACGUUCGCUUUACAACAGCUCACUGUUAUGAAAGACCUACGUUUGUACCUGUUUUUUCUAACCAAAGAGGAUUUUCGCUUUUACGAUAAAGAUGAUGCCUGCUUUAUAUGGGAGUUUACCCCGAGAAAGACUACCGUGACCGUGAAGCCUUGUGCGGCAGUUGUGUAUGCAUGCGUGCACGUGCCGAUUUUUUUUCU